Messenger RNA from Humulus lupulus (European hop), 3111 nucleotides. RefSeq names its product serine/threonine-protein kinase EDR1-like. The transcript is spliced from 17 exons. NCBI's taxonomy places the organism in Eukaryota, Viridiplantae, Streptophyta, Magnoliopsida, Rosales, Cannabaceae. The record is from RefSeq and is a predicted model, not a curated record. Bases 510 to 2888 code for a protein of 792 amino acids. Gene Ontology annotation, molecular function: protein kinase activity; ATP binding. Gene Ontology annotation, biological process: protein phosphorylation.
CAAACAACCUAAAAAAAAUCAAAUCCCUCUCCCCCCUUCCCUCCCUCUUUCCCUCUCUCUCUCUCUCUUCCUCGUUUCCAUCACUCUCUCUCUCUCUCUCUUUCUCUCUCUAAUAUAAAUAUAAUUUAUGUAGGUUUUCUUUACAUAUUGUUUCAUCAGUCUUUCCGUUCCUCAUUCUGCGAUACAUUUCACCCACGGAUAUACCUUGUAUUGUGGUAUAUGUAUUAGGAUUUGUUCAUUUCUGGGAAAUCUAUGUUAGGGGUUUUGGUGUUUGGAUGAUGCUUCGGAUGCGGACCAAUUGAGAUUCAAAUGCUAUUGUAUGCUAAACUGGAUUGGAUUUCUAAUGCCUGGAUCUGCUGGCGGUCUUAUGGCCUCCAGCUUGAAGAAGUCAGUAGAAUUAAAGCUGUCAUGCCUUGUUGUGUCGCUUAAGAUUUAAUCAUCGCCUGAGAAAUCUUUUAUGGGGUGAGAAGUGGGGGCGAAAUGGUUUUGCAUUCCAAAUAUUUAAAGACAUGGAGGAGACAAGAGAUGACGCAGGGCCAGUUGAGCAGAGGCCUACGAAUUCUUCAUGUUGGCCGUCAGAUUUCAUCGAUAAAUUUGGAUCUGCUACUUUGGGAUCUCAGGAAGAGACCUUGAGCAAUACCGAAUCACCUAGACAUUUUGAUCAAGAUGUAUUAUCAUCUCAGAAAGCAUCUCAAAUUCUAUGGCACAGUGGAAUGCUUUCUGAACCAAUUCCAAACGGUUUCUAUUCUGUCAUUCCGGAGAAAAGGCUUAAGGAGACUUUUGAUGAUAUUCCUACUCUUGAUGAGCUUCAUGCCUUGAGAGGAGAAGGUUUUAAAGCUGAUAUCAUUCUUGUAGAUGCUUCUAAAGAUAAGAAACUUUCUAUGCUGAAGCAACUAAUCAUGGCCCUAGUGAAGGGAUUAAACUCAAAUCCAGCUGCUGUGAUAAAAAAGAUAGCAGGCUUGGUUUCUGAUUUCUAUAAACGGCCAAAUUUAGAAAGUCCAGCAAAAGCUGCACUAGAAGAAACCUCCCACAUGUUUGAGAAUCGUGGUCUGCAGCUGUUGGGGCAAAUAAAGCAUGGUUCAUGCCGUCCUCGGGCAAUCUUAUUUAAGGUCUUAGCGGAUACUGUAGAACUUGAAAGUAGGCUCAUUGUGGGUUUGCCUAGUGAUGGGGUUGUUGAGUAUUCAGACUCAUAUAAGCAUAUGUCUGUCAUAGUUGAAUUGAAUUCUGUUGAAUACUUGGUUGAUCUCAUGCGGUUUCCGGGCCAGCUUCUGCGCCGCUCAACGAAGGCAAUUUUCAUGAGCCAUAUUUCUGCAGCAGGGGAAAGUGAUUCUGCCGAAAAUGACUCAUGUGAUUCACCAAUGGAACCAAAUAGUCCUCUAUAUGGGUUCUCAGAGAGGGUUGAUCCUGAUAGUGCUGAAAAAGAUGAAAAUCUUCAAUUGCAAAGAAGGCUUGAUUCAAAUGUACCAGGUCUGUCAUUGCGAAAUAUGAUGUUGCGAUCUGCUACCUCUAUAGACAGGAAAUUAAGUUUAUCUCAUAGCGAACCAAACAUUGCAACUACAUUUUGGCGACGUAGUCGGAGGAAGGUCAUUGCAGAACAGCGGACUGCUAGUUCAAGUCCAGAACAUCCGUCUGUUCGAGCCCGUGGGAGGUCCAUGCUUAGUGGUGAUAGAAAAUCAUUUAGAGAUUAUGCUGAUGACAUGUCUGCAUCGAGGUCGGAUGGUGCAUCAACAUCAGAGGCUCGUAGGAUUAGAAGGAGAAGCAUUAGUAUCACACCAGAAAUUGGUGAUGAUAUAGUGAGGGCUGUGCGGGCUAUGAAUGACACAUUGAAGCAAAAUCGUAUUUUGAGAGAGCGUGGUGAGGAUGGAUCGUUUUCACAUCCUUCAGAUGACAGAAAUAGUUCUAAUCUACAGAACGACAAUAUAGGUUCUCAGAAGGCAAUGUCGUUGCCCUCAUCUCCCCAUGAUUAUAGGAGUCAAAAUUCCAACAGAAGUGGGCACUCUGGUUAUGUAGUAAAUGAUGAAUUGGUCUCAACAUGGAAUAGAGUCCUACAGUCUUCGUUGUUUAAUAACCAACCUCUAUUACCUUACCAUGAAUGGAAUAUUGAUUUCUCAGAGUUGACUGUUGGAACUCGUGUUGGUAUUGGUUUCUUUGGAGAAGUCUUCCGCGGCAUUUGGAAUGGAACUGAUGUAGCAAUUAAGGUUUUCCUAGAGCAAGAUUUAACUGCUGAAAACAUGGAAGAUUUCUGCAAUGAGAUUUCCAUUCUUAGCCGACUUCGACAUCCAAAUGUUAUUUUAUUUCUGGGUGCGUGUACAAAGCCUCCACGUCUGUCGAUGGUUACUGAGUACAUGGAGACAGGAUCCUUGUAUUAUCUGAUUCACUCUAGUGGUCAAAAGAAGAAGCUUAGUUGGCGUAGAAGGUUAAAAAUGUUACGAGACAUUUGCAGGGGGUUGAUGUGCAUACACCGAAUGAAGAUUGUUCAUCGGGACCUAAAAAGUGCAAAUUGUCUUGUGAAUAAGCAUUGGACAGUCAAGAUCUGUGAUUUUGGGCUAUCAAGAAUAAUGACUGAGAGUCCCAUUAAGGACUCCUCGUCCGCAGGAACUCCAGAAUGGAUGGCACCUGAACUAAUUCGAAACGAACCCUUCAGUGAAAAAUGUGAUAUAUUUAGCCUUGGGGUCAUAAUGUGGGAACUCUGCACUCUGAGCAGACCAUGGGAAGGUGUACCACCAGAAAGGGUAGUUUAUGCUGUUGCUAAUGAGGGGUCCAGACUGGAGAUUCCUGAAGGUCCUCUAGGCAGGUUAAUCUCAGAUUGUUGGGUAGAACCGGAUCAAAGGCCAAACUGUGAGGAGAUACUCACCCGAUUACUGGACUGCGAGUAUUCUCUUUGCUGAGACUGUCUGUCGUUUGUAUAGAAAACCUUGGGUAGAGAGGUGUUGUCUUGUAUUCUCGGCUUCAGUUGUAUACUGUCAUGAGUUUUCUCACCAUUGUACAAUCACAAACUGUUGUCUUUUUUUGUUCUUUUUGUUUCAUUUCCCCUUUCCAAUGGUGCAAACCCAUCCUUUUUUGUGCAAUCAAAUCAGAGUUUGUUGAAUGAGCAAGAAGAGUUGAAUUCAA